Molecule: messenger RNA, 1461 nt
Organism: Marasmius oreades (fairy-ring Marasmius)
Lineage: Eukaryota; Fungi; Basidiomycota; Agaricomycetes; Agaricales; Marasmiaceae
Exons: 3
Coding region: 48-1040 (330 amino acids)
Source: RefSeq, a predicted model, not a curated record
CCUCCCUGAUCUACUACCACCACCCGCCGCUACCAAUCUCUCAGCGAAUGAUGUUGGGGAGCUGGUUCAACAGGAAAGAACUAACAGAAAAUAGCGAUAAAUUUCCAACGACGCUUAGAGAACCUAGCCCCAUACAAGCAUUCGAAGAACCUCGCAAAUAUCCCCCCCAUUCAUUGGCAGGGCAAUUGUCUACCCCUCACGACGCCCUUUUCGUUGAUCCAGCAGGAACGUAUACAGAUGGGCAUAGUCAAAAGCAACCCCCUAUUUUCGAUCUCUCUCCAACAUCUGCAGUUCUCAUCGCCCCAGGUCUAGAUACUCUGGUUGACCCUUUCGACGGGUCAGUUUUGGGAAAGAUGACUCUACCUGAUCCUAACCUCACCAACGAGAAUAUCCCAAUGGGCGAAGAGAUAAACCAAAAUGAAGAGCUCUGGUCGCACCUUUCUCGUGUCUUGGAGCUUCAAAGUGACAUUGCAAAGCUUCACAUGGGCAUGGAAGGUAUCAUGGGGGAAUAUGGAAAGGGAAAGAAUAAGGGAAAGGUGACACCCAAUCUAGGAAAGAAUAAAGAUGCGAUGGAAAGCAGACACAAAGUCACACGCAUUAGUAGUGUGUUGGACGACCCAGAUCAUGUAGGGGAAGAUGAGGGAGUCGAGGUAGGACCAAAAGAUGAUGAAGAGGAGAGAAGAAGUCGAGAACGAGAAGAAGAGUUUGCGCGGCUUGCCGAUCAGUUUGAAGGAAGAAAGGAGGGUAUAAAUGAAAUUAUGCUCAAGCUGGAUGACUUGUCUCAGGCUUUGACCGAGUUCCAUGCUCUUCAAGAGCCAAAGGUCAACUUUCCUCCUUCCCGUCAUAGUUCUGUUCCCAUUGGAUCCGCGCCAUCUUCACCCACGUCGAUGGAUCAUACACGCACCACAUUUACCCCCAUACCUCCACUAACACCUAUAAUCCCCAUUACUCCCCCAUCGAAGACGGAGCGUAUAGUAAGUCCGUCCCGUUUGGUGGACAGCCCGGUCUCUACAACAGAAAGUACCUUCGCGAAACGUUAAUAAAUCAAGAACGCGGUGAUUGCUUCCUCGACUUUAAUCUGCUUUGCCACUGCUGAUGUCUCCCAUAGUCCAACAGCUUGGCGGAGCCUGUGGAGUCCUACCACGACUAUAACAUGAGGUUACUCCAUCUGUCCCUUAAUUCGUGUCAUCGCAGGAGAAUCUAAUCUUCGUAAUCAUGACCAGUUCAGCACCGUCUCUCUAUGUUCGCAAAGCAGCGCCACAGUUCUAUCUGUUCACGGGAGUAACACGACUAAAACACGAGGCAAAGGUGUUUAUUUUUAAUACAGGAAACAGGACCGACGUUGGCCAGUAUAAUCCGAAUAAUGGUUAGUAUUGACUAGGCCGCACGUAUGUAAUGUAUGAGGACACUGUACAGGAAUCCAUUGGCAUGCGUGAAUAGGUCUGCUCGAGUUAUAGGCUC